This is a messenger RNA of Cutaneotrichosporon oleaginosum, 1770 nucleotides long. RefSeq lists its product as uncharacterized. Lineage: Eukaryota; Fungi; Basidiomycota; Tremellomycetes; Trichosporonales; Trichosporonaceae. The record is from RefSeq and is a predicted model, not a curated record. Gene Ontology annotation, biological process: positive regulation of transcription by RNA polymerase II; negative regulation of DNA-templated transcription. Gene Ontology annotation, molecular function: transcription coregulator activity; histone H4K16 acetyltransferase activity. Gene Ontology annotation, cellular component: MSL complex; chromatin.
CCCCGAUUUGGUUCCAUUCCGUGCCGAUCUCGCGUUUCGCCCACACUACACUCGAGGCCAAUCGAGACAACAUGGGCGCCUCGCCGGCUCCCUCCAAGACGGCGCGGUCCGGGAGCGAGUCCCCCGCACCACAGGUCGCUCCUCCUGGAUCCUACUCCCUUGCUGAUGUCAUACCCGGCGUCAAGAUCUUUGUCGCCAAGCCCCUCCCCGGAGGUGGCAUGGAGCACCGCAAGGCCGAGGUGCUGUCUACGCGGCCCAAGCCCGUGUCGGCGUUUGCGCCCAAGCCGGGUCCGAACGACCCCCAAGCCGAUCCGCGCGACGACACAGAGUACUACAUCCACUAUGUCGAGUUCAACAAGCGUCUCGACGAGUGGGUGGGCGGGUCGCGCCUGAUCACGGACAAGGAGAUGGAGUGGCCACGGCCAAAGGAGGAGCCGAAGAAGCAGAAGACGGGCAAGACGCCGAGCAAGAGCGGCGCAGCGAGCCCGCGGGGCACAAAGAUGGGAGGAGCGACGCCCAAGAGCCUGCUGAAGAAGGCUGCGACCAAGGCCGCGAGCCAGGUCGGCAAGGCGCCGACCAAGGGGCGCAAGAGCAAGGUCGAGGAGCCGGGGACGGACACGGACGACGCGGACGCGGACGGCGAGGACGAGGACGCUGACGGCGACGUGAUUAUGGAAGACGGCGAGGCGGUAGCAGCAUCCGAUCCGACCGCGGGACCGGCCGUCUUCUCCAAGAAGCAGGAGAUUGAGAAGCUGCGCACGUCGGGCUCAAUGACGCAGAGCCACAGCGAAAUCUCGCGCGUCAAGAACCUCAACAAGCUCCAGAUUGGCAAGAACGAGGUCGAGGCGUGGUAUUUCUCGCCUUAUCCAGCCGAGUACGCCCACCUGCCCAAGCUGUUCAUUUGCGAGUUCUGCCUCCAGUUCUAUCCGAGCCUCACGCAGCUCACGCGUCACCGCACAAAGUGCACGCUGCAGCACCCCCCGGGCAACGAGAUUUACCGCAGCGGCAACAUAUCAUUCUUCGAGAUCGACGGACGCCGGCAGCGCACAUGGUGCCGCAACCUGUGUUUGCUCAGCAAGUGCUUCUUGGACCACAAGACGUUGUACUACGACGUCGACCCCUUCCUCUACUACUGCAUGACAGUGAAAGACGAGUAUGGCGACCACCUGAUCGGCUACUUUUCGAAAGAGAAGGAGAGCGCCGAGGGCUACAACGUCGCGUGUAUCCUCACGCUGCCGCAGCACCAGCGCAAGGGAUACGGCAAAGUGCUCAUCGAGUUUUCGUACGAGCUCUCCAAGGUCGAGGGCAAGCUCGGCUCGCCCGAGAAGCCGCUCUCAGAUUUGGGAUUGCUCAGUUAUCGCGCGUACUGGCAGGAGAAGAUUGUCGAGCUGCUCCUUGAGAGCGAGGACGAGAUCAGCCUCGACGAAAUCGCACACCGCACAGCCAUCACGCACGGCGACAUCAUGCACACGUGCCAGGCGCUCCAGAUGAUAAAGUACUACAAGGGGCAGCACAUCAUCCAUCUCACCGACGCCGUGCUCGAGCAGUACCAGAAGACGCGCGCCAAGACAAAGUACACGAUCGACCCGGAGGCGUUGAAGUGGAAGCCGCCUGUCUUUACGCGUUCCCAGCUCACCUUUGGUUUCUAGACUGUUCAUCUCGGCCUCGGGCUCUCGGUCUCCCAGCUCUCUCCAGCAUUGUAUCAUAUCCCAUGUUGUAGUCUUGCUCGCCAUCUCCAGUGGUAUCCAUGCAAUCUCUAUCUCUACAUCU